Messenger RNA from Sorex araneus (European shrew), 2894 nucleotides. It is a transcript of the gene MANEAL, whose product is annotated as mannosidase endo-alpha like. The transcript has 4 exons. The record is from RefSeq and is a predicted model, not a curated record. Gene Ontology annotation, cellular component: Golgi apparatus. Gene Ontology annotation, molecular function: alpha-mannosidase activity. Lineage: Eukaryota; Metazoa; Chordata; Mammalia; Eulipotyphla; Soricidae. The coding region runs from base 82 to 2067 and encodes 661 amino acids.
GACACGCUGUGAGGACCGACUUUCCCGGGCCCUGUGAAAAAUGCCUUGCGAUGGCAUCUCACUGCGUGCCCCGGCUGCAGGAUGCGCUGGGGCCCCCCGCAGGGCCUUGAGGAGCGUCCUGCUGCUGCGCGUUCACGCCUUCCCUCUUCCUCCAGCCUCCAGCCAGCCAGGGCCUGGGACGCGGGAGAGGCGGCCCGAGCUUCGGGGUGCCGCCGCCGAAGGGUGAGCCCCAGGUCCGCGGCGAGGCGCGCCGGGCUGGAGGGAGGAGCCCCCCGUGGACGCGCCCGCGGGCCCGCUCGCCCGGCUCCCACCGCUGCGGCGCCCCCUGCCGGCCGCGCGCCGCGCUCGGGAGAGCGGACUGUGCAGUUCCCUCGGCGGGGCCCCGACCCGGCUGCCCAGCGGAGCGCGCGGCAGGUCCUCGGCGUGUCCCGCGGCCGGCGGCCGGCCCGGGCCCUCGCGGCGCCCCCCGCGGUCCCCCUCCCCCGCGCCUCCAUCUCCCCUCCCCCCCGCUCUCGCGACCACUUGGUCUGCGCCGGCUGCGUUCUCGGGGGCCGGGCCCGCCCGCACUGCGGGGCAGAGGCCGGCAGGCGCCCAGGCCGCGCGCGGCGCCGGGCAGCGGCGUCCCCCGGGCUCGGGCCAUGGCGCGGCGCGCGGCGCGCUAGCCGGGCGGGCGCGGGGAGCGCAGGGGCCGCCAUGGCCCGGCGGCGCCGCCGCGCCUGCAUCGCGCUCUUCCUGGUGCUGCUCUUCGCCUUCGGCACGCUCAUGGGCCUGCGCACGCUCAAGGCGCCCGACGGGCUCCCGGCGCUGGGCCCCGGCCUGGAGCUGGCGCCCUUCGAGCGGCGCCCCGAGGCGGCCCCCGCGCCCGCCGCCCGCGCCCCCGCCGCGCCCGCCGCGCCGCCGCCGCCGCCCCCGCCGCCGCGCACCGCGGGGCCCGGGAGCCCCCCGGCGCGGGCCCCCGCCGAGGCCGAGCCCGCCGCGGCGCGCAGCCUGCGCGUCUACUCCGACCUGCACGCCUUCUACUACUCCUGGUACGGGAGCCCGCGGCGCGAGGGCCGCUACGUGCACUGGGACCACGUCAUGGUGCCGCACUGGGACCCCAAGAUCUCAGCCAGCUACCCGCGCGGCCGCCACAGCCCUCCCGACGACCUGGGCUCCAGCUUCUACCCCGAGCUGGGGCCCUACAGCUCCCGGGACCCCGACGUGCUGCGGGAGCAUAUGACCCAGCUCAAGGAGGCCGCCAUCGGUGUCCUGGUCUUGUCAUGGUACCCACCUGGCAUGGCUGAUGAUAACGGGGAGCCCUCAGACGAUCUGGUGCCUGCCAUUCUGGACACUGCCCAUCAGUACAAUAUCCAGGUGGCCUUUCACAUCCAACCCUACAAGGGCCGAGAUGACGUCACUCUGCAUGAUAACAUCAAGUACAUCAUUGACACGUAUGGCUCCCAUGGUGCGUUUUACCGCUAUAAGAACAGCAUGGGCAAGAGCCUCCCUCUCUUUUAUAUCUAUGACUCGUAUCUGACGGCCCCCGAAGCCUGGGCCCACCUCUUGACACCAACCGGGCCCCACUCCAUCCGAAACACCCCCUACGAUGGGGUCUUCAUAGCGCUGCUGGUGGAGGAGGGCCACACGCAUGACAUCCUGGCCGCUGGAUUCGAUGGCAUGUACACCUACUUUGCCUCCAACGGUUUCUCCUUUGGCUCCUCUCAUCAGAACUGGAAAGCAGUGAAGAACUUCUGUGAUGCCAACAACCUCAUGUUCAUCCCCAGCGUGGGGCCUGGCUACAUCGACACCAGCAUCCGGCCCUGGAACAACCACAAUACGCGGAAUCGGGUCAACGGCAAGUACUAUGAGACGGCCCUGCAGGCGGCCCUGACGGUGAGGCCCGAGAUCGUCUCCAUCACCUCUUUCAACGAGUGGCACGAAGGCACCCAGAUCGAGAAGGCUGUUCCCAAGAAGACGCCAACGCGUCUGUAUCUGGACUACUUGCCUCAUCAGCCCAGCCUGUACCUGGAGCUCACUCGCCGCUGGGCGGAGCACUUCAUCAAAGAGAAGGAGCAGUGGCUGAUGUGAGAGGCCUGCAAGUGGGCCUGAGGUGCUGUCUGGGCCUCGAGGGAAGCCACGUGGUCUCCACUGAGGGUAUGCGCACGUGCUCUUAUCCAAGUCAACAUCUGGGUGCUUCCGAGGGGGCCCCCCUGGACUGAGCCCCUAUAGAACAGAGCCCAUUCGUCAGGCAGUUGGUGCUGGUAUGCUGUGCAGCGACAGAAAACCAGGUGGCGUUCCAGACGAAACUGUUGAGGCUGGCAGGUGACUUAGCCCAAGGGCAGCUCCACAUCACACUUGAAAUCACUUCCGGCUUUGAACUUCGUUUGGUGUUGAGGAGUUGCCCGAUCGUUCUUCUUGGAAGUUGCCCAGAUCUUUACUCUGGGCUAGCAUGCACCCUGCCCCUGCCUGCCAGCCUCCACCCUCUCUUCAGACCUCCUUCCCAGCUCGGCUGGCUUCUAAGUUUGGGAAUCCUAUUUGAGACUUUCUUAAAAGAAAAAUCCAAGGUUUAAGCUCUUUCUAAGUAGAUUUCUGAACCCCUCGGGAAAUCAUCCUGAGCGUUUGCUUAUACUAACCAAGCACCUAUGUGGUAGGUGCUAUGGGAAAACCCCCCAAGGAGCUCUUGUUCUCCUCAAGCUUACAGGAUCCAGCAUUCCUUUUCGGUGUGGCCUUGUAGCUGGUGCCUGAGCACGGCUAUAAGUUUUACUUCUUGGUAAUCUAAUUCAUGCCAGGAGUUGAGUUCUUUUUCUCCUAAGAAAAUACCUCUGUGCCCCAGAACAUUUUUCCCAGAUCAAUGUUUAGUUCCAGGGAGAGGUCGGCAAGCUCCUCCCCUGAGCUAAGCUAAGAGGCCCGCUCCC